Molecule: messenger RNA, 546 nt
Organism: Durotheca rogersii
Lineage: Eukaryota; Fungi; Ascomycota; Sordariomycetes; Xylariales; Xylariaceae
Product: Scytalone dehydratase
Exons: 3
Coding region: 1-546 (181 amino acids)
Biological process (GO): melanin metabolic process
Molecular function (GO): scytalone dehydratase activity
Source: RefSeq, a predicted model, not a curated record
AUGUCUAUUGCCGUCGACGGAAAUAUUAGCUUCGAGGACUUCCUGGGCCUCCAAGUCUGCCUAGUCGAGUGGGCCGACAGCUACGACACUAAGGACUGGGCUCGGCUGCGAAAGUGUAUCGCGCCCACGUUGCGGGUCGACUACCGCUCCUUUCUAGACAAGCUUUGGGAGGCCAUGCCGGCCGAAGAGUUCAUCGCUAUGAUCUCCUCGCCGGCCGUGCUCGGGGACCCUCUGCUCAAGACCCAACACUUCAUCGGCGGCAGCAAGUGGGAGCGCGUGUCGGAUACUGAGGUCGUCGGUACGCAUCAGCUCCGCGUGCCACACCAGCGCUACACCGAUAUGUCGCGCUCCGUCGUCGCCGUCAAGGGUCACGCUCACUCCACCAACGUUCACUGGUACCGCAAGGUCGACGGUGUUUGGAAGUUCGCCGGGCUCAGCCCGGACAUCCGCUGGAGCGAAUACGACUUCGAAAAGGUCUUCGCGGGCGGCCGGGAGGAGUACGGUCAGGACGACGUAAAGGCUGAGGACAUCCCUAUCCAGGCCUGA